This is a messenger RNA of Exophiala spinifera, 465 nucleotides long. RefSeq lists its product as uncharacterized. The record is from RefSeq and is a predicted model, not a curated record. Lineage: Eukaryota; Fungi; Ascomycota; Eurotiomycetes; Chaetothyriales; Herpotrichiellaceae. Bases 1 to 465 code for a protein of 154 amino acids. The transcript has a single exon.
AUGAAACAGGGAUGCGCCAAGCUGGUUUUCAAUUCCCUCUCCAAUGUCUGGAAUUGUCCACACGGUUACAUAUCAUGGGCUAUUGAUCAAUCGGACCCUGAAAAUACCAAGGCUCAAGUCGAGUGCAGCGCAACCAAAUGUUCUUCAGAAGUUACUCGUAACGUUAUUGUUCGGGGGGACACAAGCUUCUCUGAUGAGCUUAUUGGGCUGGAAGCAACAGCACAGGCAGUCCAGAACAACAUCGAAGCUCCAGCGGCCAGGCUCAAUGACGACUUUCCGAAAAUCUCAGAAGAUGACUACAUCAAGGCCAGGAACUGUGCACCUGGUCAUCUUAGUCUCAAGAUUCCGUCUGGUGACGAGCCCUAUAUCGGAGUUAAGUGCAGCGCUGCUAGACGUGGUUUCAACUUCGGGGUACUCAGCUUACUGGUGGUGGUGAUUGCAGCGUCCAGCUUUCAUCUGUCGUAA